UAAAGGAGUGCUGAGCUCCUUCCUCUUUCCUUCUCUCUUUUGCUGUCUCCUUCUUGGGCCAACAUGAGCCGACAGUUUAGUUCCCGAUCUGUCUAUAGGAGUAGUGGUGGUGGUGGUGGCGGUGGCUUCAGUUCAGGCUCUGCUGGGGUCACCUGCACUCGAAGGAUGACUAGCAGCUCCUCCAUUGGCAGGAGUGGAGGAUGUGGGGGGAGAUUUUCAGGAGGAAGCUACAGAACUGGUGGUGGUGGCUUUGGCAGCCAAAGUCUGAUUAACUUUAGUGGGGGAAGGAGCAGUUGUAGGAGUGUUGCUGGUGGAGGAAGACUCAGUUAUGGAGGUGGUGGUUUUGGCAGUGGUGGCUAUGGUGGUGGUGGUUUUGGUAGAGGUGGCUAUGGUGGUGGUGGUUUUGGUGGUGGUGGUUUUGGUGGUGGUGGCUAUGGUGGUGGUGGUUUUGGUGGUGGUGGUUUUGGUGGUGGUGGCAUUGGAGGUGUCUGGGGUGGCUUUGGUGCAGGAAACAUGGGGUCAGUCUGUCCUCCUGGAGGCAUCCAGGAAGUGACUAUCAAUCAGGGUCUCCUGCAGCCACUCAAUGUGGAAAUUGAUCCUAAUGUUCAAAAAGUGAAGACUGAAGAGAGGGAACAAAUCAAGCAACUCAACAACAAAUUUGCCUCCUUCAUUGACAAAGUGCGAUUCCUAGAGCAGCAGAACCAGGUGUUGAAGACCAAAUGGGAGCUGCUGCAGCAGGUGAACACUUCAACUCGGACCCAGAGCCUGGAACCCUUGUUUGAAAAGUAUAUCAGUGAUCUUAGACGUACUAUAGACUCACUCAAGAGUGAUCGUUCACGGAUGGAGUCAGAAUUGAAAAACAUGCAAGACUCAGUGGAAGACUACCGGGGAAAGUACGAAGAUGAAAUCAACAAACGUACAGGUGCCGAAAAUGAGUUUGUGGGCAUCAAGAAAGAUGUGGACAGUGCUUACAUGACCAAAGUUGACCUUCAGAGCAAGGUGGACACUAUACAGAAUGACUGCGACUUCUUUAGAGUACUUUUUGAGACAGAACUAUCCCAGAUGCAGACUCAUAUCAGCGACACCAAUGUCAUCCUCUCCAUGGACAACAACAGGAACCUGGACCUGAAUGGCAUCAUCGAGGAGGUCAAACAAGAGUAUGAAAGUAUUACCCAGAAGAGCAAAAGGGAUGCUGAGACCACAUUCCAGAACAAAUAUGAGGAACUCCAGAUCACUGCUGGGAGACAUGGAGACCAGCUGAGGAACACAAAAGCUGAGAUUUCUGAGAUGAACCGAAUGAUCCAGAGAAUCACAUCUGAAAUCGAUUCAGUGAAGAAGCAGAUUUCCAGAUUACACCAAGCCAUUUCUGAGGCAGAGCAGCGUGGGGAGAAUGCCCUGAAAGAUGCUCAGGGCAAACUAGCAGACCUGGAGGAUGCCCUGCAGAAGGCCAAGGAGGACAUGGCCCGGCUGAUGAGAGACUACCAGGAACUGUGCAAUGUCAAGCUGACUCUGGAUGCGGAGAUUGCCACUUAUGAGAUGAUGCUGAAUGGAGAGGAGAGAAGGAUAUCUGGAGAGUGUGUUCCCAACGUGAGUGUGUCUGUGAGCACCAGCCAUGUCAGUGUGUCUGGAGGUGGAGGUGGUAGCUAUGGCUCUGGAGGAGGAGGCCGAGGUGGUGGCUAUGGUUCCAGUUCCGGAGGAGGCAGCUAUGGUUCCAGUGGUGGAGGAGGCAGCUAUGGCUCUGGAGGAGGCCGAGGAUCUGGUGGAGGCCACAGCUCAGGAGGAGGCAGCUAUGGCUCUGGAGGAGGCCGGGGUUCCAGCUCCGGAGGAGGAGGAGGGGGUGGCAGCUUUGGGGGUGGCUCCAGCAGCAGUUCUGGGGGUGUCAAGAGCUCUGGUGGCAGCUCUAGUGUGAAGUUUAUCUCCACUAGUUAUUCCAGAGGCAGCAAAUAAAGCCCGAGUGCCCACUACCCUGCUCCCCAUGCCUUUUUACCAUGCCCCAAUGCUAUCUGUAUCCAUUGUCAGUCAAUUCUUGGAGUCAAAAACUCCAACUUUUCUUGAGGUGAAACAGAGCCAAUGUGAUGGGCUUCAGCAGUUCGUCUUAUUAUUUUCCCAACGCCCUCUAAAUCCUUUUUCUGACCUUGAUUCCUAGAGGAAGGUUUUCUCCACUUUUCCAACCAGUGAGCACCUCAACCUCAUGCCUUCCACCUCUCCUCAGCUGUGUGGGUGGUGCUUAGGGAAGUUAGUUCCUGGUGAUCCUGACCUUCUUGAGCCAGGGUCUUCCCUACCUUCCCCCUGCCCCACCCCAGCUCUUCUCUGGGCUGGCUGAGCCUCUUUCUGUGACUUGAAUGGUGAAGCCAAUUCUGAUUAUGAAAGACCACUUCCCUUGGUCAGUCAUGGAAAAAUCCAGCCAUCAUCAUUGCCCACCCUUCAUUUCAAAAGCUUCCCCCAAGUCACGCAGAAGGAGAGACAUUUCAAUCAAGCAUCGUUGGAAGGGUGUCUCCAGAAUAUGUUUUAGGAGGUUUGCAUGCCCAACUCCUCGAUACUCUAGCAGCCAAUUCUCUGAUGAUUCUAUUGUCGUUGUUAUUGUUGUAAAAGGGGUAAGCUGGUUGGUUGACCUUCCUGGAAACGGUCUCAAAGCCUUCAUUUUCUUGUGUUGUCUUUAAUAAACUGCAUUUGAAAUUCUACAA
This is a messenger RNA of Monodelphis domestica (gray short-tailed opossum), 2684 nucleotides long. Its product is annotated as keratin, type II cytoskeletal 75-like. Gene Ontology annotation, molecular function: structural constituent of skin epidermis. The record is from RefSeq and is a predicted model, not a curated record. Gene Ontology annotation, biological process: keratinization; intermediate filament organization. Lineage: Eukaryota; Metazoa; Chordata; Mammalia; Didelphimorphia; Didelphidae. Gene Ontology annotation, cellular component: keratin filament.